UUGGCCGUCUCGAUGGUUGGUACAAAUAGCCUGUAUACUUGCCUCGACAUGAUCGACAAGAUGGUGAGCGUCAAUGAAGGCUAUAUUGCCAAGGCGAUUCUAGCUUUGCUAGAGACCGAGAAGUGCGUCGUUGAGGGAGCGGGAGCGGUAACUUUGGCUGCUAUUAUGGAAGGCAAAUUGCCCGAGUUGCAAGGAAAACGGUGA
This is a messenger RNA of Protopolystoma xenopodis, 204 nucleotides long. The record is from the annotation of a GenBank genome assembly. NCBI's taxonomy places the organism in Eukaryota, Metazoa, Platyhelminthes, Monogenea, Polystomatidea, Polystomatidae.